GAGUUCUGAGGCUUGUUUUAUAGAUAACCAUAUACCUGUACUGGUAAUACAAGUCUUUUCAUUUAAGUAUUACAGAGACCAAAGAGAAAACUGUUUUGUGUUCCUGGUAGUAUGGUUACAAUUCUGCAUUGAGUUGUUUUUACUAGUCUAAAAGAUGUUUUCCUGCCUGCUUUACCAGCUGGGAAAAGAAGAUUACAGUGAUUAAAGAGCUGUUUUUCCAAUUACUAAAAGACUUUUUGUAUUUAUAGUAUAAUAUAUACUCAUUUAAAAUCUGAUGUAACAUGUGCAGUUAUAAAUUCUCUGUGAUGAAUGUGAUCAUUAUGUAUAUCUAAAAUGUACUAAUAAAAUCUGAUUGAAGAAAAAUAAUACAGAAACCUAAAAAGAGUAAAGCAAUAAAUAUCCAGAAGCUGUUUCCCUCAGAAAUAAGCAACACUUGAUAACGUUUGAUUAAUACUCCAGGUAACUCUCAUGUAGAUUUAGUAGAAGAUUAGAUGGAUGGCUAGAAAAAUGAAUUGAGUUUUUUUAAGGAUAGUGCAUUAGCUUUCCUUCAUGUGACAAAUAUACAAGACAAUGAAAUUGCAAGAAGAAGAGGUUUAUUUUGGCUCACAGUUUCAGAGGCCAGUGUUUGACCAUGGUCAUUGACCUGUUAUUUUUGGACCUGUGCUAAGGCAAUACUAUAUAUCAUGGUGGAGCAUAGAGCAGAUAAAAUGGCUUGGCUCAUGAAAGCUGGAAAGUAGUAAAGAGAGGAAAAGAGACUAAGUCCCGGUAUCUCCUUUAGUGGGUUCACAGCCCCAUUGCCCUGACUUUUUCCCAAUAGGGCCCCCUCUUAUAGUUUCUACCACCUCCCUGUAAUACCACAGGCUGGCAAACCAAGCCUUGAAAUGCGGGCUAUUGGAGAGACUCUUACAUAACCCACCUCAAAUAGGGUUAUCUUGAAGUUUUAUAAUUAAUGUACUUAUUUGAAUUUAUUAAAGCUAAAAUACAGUUUUAAACAUAAUACUGAUAAGUUGAAAUAUAUUAAGGUUUUGAAUCAUAACAUGAAAAUUAAAAUAUGGUUUAAUUCAGCCAGGUGUAGUACACCCUUGUAACCCCAGCAUUUGGAAGGCUGAGGCAGAAAGAUUACCUCAAAUUCAAGGCCAGCCCUGGGCUGCAUACUGACUUCGAGACCAGCCUGAACUACAUAGCACAACCCACUGUCUCAACUCCCCCUCAAAUUACAGGCGUGUGUGUGUACACGCACACACAUGCACACACAAUUUUUUUUUAAAGUUUUACUUGAAUAAAGCAUAACAUAAAGUAAAACUAAGAACUGAGUCUGGAGCUUGGCAUGGUGACGCACACCUGUAAUCCCAGCACUAGAAAGGCUGAGGCAGGAGAAUCACCAUCAGUUCGAGGCCAGCCUAUGCUACAUAGUGAACUGAACAGCCUGAGCUACAUACUGAGACCCUGUCUCAAAAACAACAACAAAAGCUGCUGAGUCUUACAUGUUGUUUUAAUUUUAAGAAUUCUUGAAAGAUCUAAGAACAGGGCCAGGGAUAUAGUUCAGUGGCACAAGGUUCUGAAAACGUAAGGACAAAAAAUACUAAAUUAUUAUAAAAUUGAGCUUACUGAGAUCUAGAGUAUGACUUGACCCCUUGCUUUGAUAAAUAAUUCUCUCUCCCUCUUCUCUGCUAUUUGUCACUUGAAUUUUGAUGUUUGUCGUUUUACUUUCAGAACCAUUGCUGCCUUUUUUCCUUCUCUUUUCCAGUCUUAAUCCUAUAUGUAGUUGGAUUCAACGCUUACUCUUAGUUCUUUUUAAUUUAUCUAUUUCAUUAAAUGCUUCUCGACUUAUCAUUGUUGCAUAAAUAUGUUUCAUACUACUUGACACAGAGAGAUUUAUAAUUUAAACAGAUUUUUAAAUGAUUUGUAACAAAAAAUGUCAGGAAAACACAACCAAGGCAGUAAUAUCAUUUGAUCCCAGGAAUUUGAGACCAGACUGAGCUACACAGCAAGAUCCAAUCUCAAGAAGAAAAAAAGAACAAUUAAACAACGACAAAGGAAUUCUGUCAUUUGCUAUUAGAGUCUUAUUUUGUUGUUAAAUGAGAGUUUGUUUCAAUUUGAUUAAAGAAGGGCCAGGGACUUAGCUCAGUGCCAUAAGUGCUUGCCUGAUGAGCGCAAGGUCGUGAGUUCGUUCCCCAGUACCAAAAAAACAAAAAACAAAAAAUCAAUUUGAUGAAAGAUAUAGAUUCUUAGUGUUCAGUGUCUUCGACAUUUCUCAGAAAGAUAUUUGUAAGUGCAAAACUGGACAGAAUUUUUUAGGUGUCCAUGUGGUUUGGCUCCACAAUUUUCCUCUGAUUAAAAAGGGAUUCUGAGCUCAAAGGGAGACUAACACUAAUGGCAUCAUCAGUGUCUUUUUUUUUUUUUUUUGUCUUUUUGAGACAAGGGUCUCUCUAUGCAGUUUUAGGCUAGCCUUUAGUUCACUUUGUAGCCCAGGCUGGUCUCAAACUUGCAAUGAUCCUCCUGCGUCAGCCUCCUCCUGCUUCAACCUCUGGAGUGCUGAGAUUAUAGGCAUGAGCCACUACACUCUACUUUUUUUUUGGUGCCGAAGUUUUACAUUUUUUAAAGGUAGAAUAAAACUUAUCAGAGUUAGUUUGGGCCAAGUAAAAGUAAAGAAAAGGGAAAAAAAUAUAUUCUACAGGGUAGGGUGGGAUACCAUGAAGAGAUCCAGUAGCCUGUUCUUUAUGUAGGAUUUUCUAUACUGUAUCUGUACACAUUUCCUGUUUAUUUGUUUUGUCUUUUACUUUAAUGACUCCAGUUAUUAUUCAGAUGUCGACUGGUAUUUUUUUAUCCGUGAUAGCUAAAUUCUAGCUUCUGGAUGCAUAACGCUGCUUGUUUUGUUUCAUUUUGGGGGGGUACCAAGAAUCAGAACUCUCAACCUUGUGAUUGCCAGGUAGGCACUUGUGCCGCUGAGCUUAAAGCCCUGUGUUUUGUUUUUGAGACAGGGUCUCACCAUAUAGUUCAGGCUGUCCUUGAAUUUAUUAUGUAGUCUAGGCUGGCCUCAAACUCACGGUGAUCCUCUUCUCUCAGCUUCCCAAAUGCUGGAAUUACAGCAUGUCUUGCUUUCCCUGGAAUGUUGUUUCUUUUUUUGUUUUGUAUUGUUUUUGAGGUAAGAUCUUACUAGGUAGUUCAGGCUGGCUUUGAGCUCACUAUGUAGCCUAGACUAGCCUCCAAUUUUUGGCGACAAACCUGCCUUAACCUCCAGAGGGCUAGGAUUAUAGGCAUGAGCCACCAUACCUGGCUGUUUAUUAUUUAUUGAUUUUUGUUUAUUAUUAUUGAUAUCAAUAAUAAUAUAUUUAUAUUAUAAAAAUCAGUAAUAUAUAAGAUAAAUGGUUAUUGUUUUUUAUUUUUUUAAAAAAUGUAUUAAAUUAGCACUCUUUUUAAAUUGUUGGGGUUUUUUGUUUUUUGGUAGUACAGAUUGAAACCAGUCUUACAUAUGUUAGCUCUAUCACUGAACUAUAUCACAGCCCUUUUUAUUUUGUUUUGAGAUAGAUUCUUGUUAAAUUACCCAGGUUAGAUUCCAACCUGUGAUCCUUCUGUCCUCAGUCUCUUGAGCAGCAAAGAUUUCAGGUAUAUAGCACCAUACCUGGCUUGUUUUGAUUUGUAAUUUGAUUCCUCAGCUCCAUUAUUCACUCAUUUCCCCUUUUUUUUUUUUUUUUUUUUUGGUCUCUUUGAGACAGGGUCUCACUGUGCGGUUCAGGCUGGCUUUGGCCUCAUUUUGUAGCCCAGGCUGGUCUCGAAUUUGCCACAAUCCACAUGCCUCAGCCUCCUAAGUGCUGGGAAGCCACCACACCUGGAUUCAUUUCCUAUUUUAUCAUUGUGAGCUGGACGUGGUGGCGCACACCUAUAAUCCCAGUACUCACGAGGUUGAGGCAGGAAGAUUGUUGUGAGUUCAAGACUACCUAGGCUACAAAGUGAGCUCAAGCCUGGCCUGACCUGCGUAGCGAGACUUUGUCUCAAAAAGAACAAAAACAAAACAAAACUAUUUUAUCAUUAUGUUUGGCUUUUGACUUGUAGUCAACUUUUUAGAAGUGUCAAAAAAGUGUCAAGCAGUCAGUUUCUGGAGUUCAUGAACUGUGUGUUUUUUUUUUUAUUUUAAAGAUAAUAAAUCCCAACAAAAUAGAAUAAAGCCAAUCAAAACAAAGCAGUGAAAUUGGUACAGAACUUUGAAGCAGUAUAAUAGGAAAUCAACAAUGACUACCAUAGUAUUUCUUGUUAUCUUCACAGUAGUUGUCCAUUCCAUUAGACAUAGUAAAAUCAAAUCAAACAAAACAGGAUAAAACCAAUGAAAAUAGAACAUUGAAUAAAAUAAAACAGUAAAUCAGAACAGAACAAAACAAAACAGAGGAAACUAUAUUGGAUUUCAAAAAUAGGAUAGAAAUCCCCGUAUUUGCCACACUGCAUACUGUUAUCUUCCUGAUAGAUGCUCAGACCAGCGGCCCCAGGUUUACAAAGUCAACCAAACAGUUGAAGCAUUCAUUUGUCUUUUUGUAUCUCAGUUGCUAUCAAUUCAGCUUGUCUUCAGAACCAGCUGGUUGCUUACAGGAGAGUGGGAAGGAUUCUUGAUUCUCAGCCUGCACACCAGUAUGCUCAUGGGAAGUGCUUCCUGGUUUUUCUCUUUCUGAACCCUGCAUGGCUUGCGUGUGCGGUUUACCAGAGGAUUCAGUUUGCUUCUUCUUCUUGAUGGUCUCUGCACAGACCCAGCAUGUCUCCUGCUGAUUCAUGGGAGGCACUUUGUGGCUUCUGUCUUCCUGGGCCCCGCAUAGCUUGCUUGCGUGGCUAACCAGAACAUCUUUGUGUGUGUUUUUGACAGGAAAUUUUUGUUUUCUUUUCAGUUAUAUCCUUUAGACUGGGCAUGGUGGCACACGCCUAUAAUCUCACUGUUUGGGAGACUGGCAAGAGGAUGGCUGUGAGUUAGAGGCCAGCCGGGACUCCAUAGUGAGUUCAAGGCCAGCCUGUACUACAAAGCAAGACCCUGUCUCAAAAAAAAAUCCCAACAACAACAACAAAAUGAAACAUGUUCUUUAAACGUGUUUAUAUAGUAUUUUACUUUUUUCAUUAAGUAAAAAUAUGUGCAGAAAUCUUAAAUUAUGAUGACCUAAUUGCCACACCUUUUAUUUCUAUUUUGUUUGAGAGCUUUGACCAAUAGCCAGUGGAGAUUAAAGAGGUAAGGAAUUAGGUUAAGAUAGUCCUUAUUGGGUUUGGCUCAAGAGCAUGGGUGGUAUCAUGUAUUAUGGCCUAUUCCCAGAAUUCUCAGUUACCAUAUUUUCAUGAAUGUUGCUUGCUCCCCCAGUACAAUAUAGCAUUCUUGAAGGUGGUAAUCCCCUGUGACCCUUUCUAUUUCUGCCAAAGGCUCUGGGACAGAAUGAUGGUCUAUUAUCAUUUCUUUUAAUACAAAAUACUGGGCAAGUAGUGUAAUUGCCUAGCAUACAUAAGGCCCUUGGUUCAAUUCCCACCACUGCAAGUGGGGGUUGGAGAGGCACGCAGAGGGCGGGCACCUAAAUACCUGCAUACUGAGGGAAUAAGAGUUUUUGUUUUUUAAUUUUUUCCUUUGAGCCUCCCCCACUGCACCACCCCAGCUCAAAUGGUAAUGCCAUUUUACUUUCAUAAGGAACUCCGUACUGUUUACAGUUGUGAUACCAACUUACAUCAUCACCAAUGAUGUACAGUGGGUUGCUUUUCCCUGGACCCUUGCCAACACUUUUUAUUUAAUUAUUUAUUUUUUGAGACAAGGUCUUGCUAAGCAGUUCAGACUGGCCUUGAACUUACUUUGUAGCCCUGGCUGGUCUUGAACUUGCAUCAAUCCUUGUGGCUCAGCCUUUUGAAUGCAAACAUUACAGACAUGAGCCACCGAGCCCAUUUUAGCACUUGUCCUUUUUAUGAUAGUCAUUCUAACAGUUAUAAGGAGAUAUAUCCCUGUGGUUUUAAUUUACAUUUGUCUGAUGAUUAGUAAUAUUGAGCGUUUUUUGAAAGCCUUGUGCCUUGUAUGUCUUUUUAGGAGUGCCUAUGCAGGUCCUUUGCCCAUUUUUUAAUUGUGUUAUAUUCUUGCUUUUGAGCUACUUCUAUUUCAUAUACAUAUUGUAUUUUAAAAUUCACUUUAAAAUUAUCAUUUUUCUUUACUAGAGUAAAAAGCUUUAUAAUUAAUUGACUUCAAUAAAAUUUAUGUUAUGAAUAUUAGCAUCUAUAAUUUGUGCAUAUUUUCUCUCAUUUUGUAGAUUGUCUUUUCAUUCUGUUGCUUGUUUCCUUUGCUGUGCAAAAGCUUUUUAAUUUGAUGCAAUUCUAUUUAUCUAUUUUUGCUGUUGUUGCCUGUGCUUUUGUGGUUUUGUACACAAAGUUUUUUGCCCCAGCCAUACUUAGGAAACUUUUUCUUGUGUUUUUGUCUAGUAGUUUCAUAGUGGUAGGUCUUAUAUUUAUGAGUCUUUAAUCCAUUUUUAGUUAAUUUUGUAUGUGGUCUGUAACAAAAGUCUUGAUUUCAUUUUUCUACAUACAGAUAUGCAGUUUUCUCAAUAUCUUUUUAUUGAAGAGACUGUUCUUACCCAAUGUGUUCUUACCCAUGCCUUUGUGAAAAUCAGUUGGCUUGAAAGAUCUUAUUCUUGAGAGUUUUUUUUUAUUUUCCUCAGAGGUGCCUACUUACAAGUUUGAUCUACUUGCUGCAAACUAUAGGGCAUAAGUUAACAUUCUCUGCAAUGUAUUUACUCACUUUUUGUUACUACUCUUCCUAGUGAAAAAAGGUGUGUAUUGGUCAGUAGCUCUACUACUCUACAUCAGAAUCUUCUGUUUCAUAUUCUUUAUCUCACCCAACGUCUUAUAUCACCGUGCUUUGAGUUUCUUAGAUCAAAAUUUGUUUGGUUUUAGUAGGAGAUUUUUAGCUGUUUCCUAAUUCCUCUCCCACAUACAUUUUGCAAUUUUUAGGGGCUGGGGAUUUAGCUCAGCGGCAUAAGUGCCUGCCUUGCAGUCGUGAGUUCGAUCCCCUGUACCGAUAAAAAGGAAAAAGACAUACAUUUUGCAAAUUUUAAUUAUUGGGAGAAGAACAUUGUGUUAUUACUUUAUUCCACUGUUUUUAUUUAAAAGUUCUCAAUUACUAUUAACAAGGGAAAUAUAAAUAGCAUGUAUGAAAGCAGUUUAUUUUAGAUAGAAAGUAGAAGUGAUGGUUGAUUCUACAUACUCUACCCCACUUGCGGAGUUGACUCUGUAGGGAAUACUUUUUAUUUGUUUGUGCCAAUUUCUGAAACCACUUUUUUGCUACUAAACACAUGUGACUUCUCCAGCUACUGAGAAAGCAGUUGUAGCUUUAUGUGCUCUUUUUAGUGUUUUUAAGCUUCAGAAAGAAGAGGAUGGACUUGGAAUAUCACUUGGGGAUUAAGUGCUUACCUAACAUGUGAUCCCCAGAACUGCAGGAGUUGGGGGAGGCUGAAUGUCACCGGCAAUAUCAGUAAUCCUAACAGUUGGAAAGCUAAGGCAGUAGGAUUGUGGGUUCCAGACUGUCUUGGGUUACAUACCAAGUUUGAAGAUAGCCUGGACUACAUAGAGAAGCCGUGUUCCUUCCCCAAAAAGAAAUGAAAGAAAAUAGAAAAGACAACCAGUUGCCAUUCCCCCGCUGUUCUGACCCUCACACAUAUAAAUGGUGUACUUAGUUCUCAAGACCAGUAUAAAGAGUGCCUUAUUGUGCUCACUGUGUGCUUUUUGUUUAGUUUUCUUUUGUCUUUUUAACUUUAUAUAAGAAUAUAUCAAUAAAAUACACAAACCUUAAGGUGUACACUUUGAUUUUUUUUUUUCUUUUUUGGAACGAAGAAUUAAAUUUAAGACCUGUGAUUGCCAGGCAGGCGCCUUGAUGCUGAGCUAUACUCUUGAUCCUGCACCUUGGUUUUUAACUCAAACACGCAUACCCACAAAACUACCACCCAAGUUGAUAUAUAGAAUAUUUAAGAAUCUCUGGAGGCGCAGGGCCAGGGAUUUAGCUCUGCAGCGUUAAGUGCCUGCUUGGCAAAUGCAAGGUCGUGAGUUCAAUCCCCGGCACCAAAAAAAAAAAAAAAAAAAAAAAAAACCCAAGAAUCUCUGGAGGCUCCCUUGUGCCCCUUGCCAGUUUGUAUUAACCUAGCCUACCAGAAGUAAUCAUACUUCUCUGAUCUCUUAACUACCAUAGAUUAGUUUUUUUGUUUCUUCUUUUGGGGUACUAGAAAUCCAACCUGGGGCCUUGCACAUGUUAGAAGGUACCCUACCACUCUACACCCCCAGGCCUAGAUGAGUUUUCUUAUAUUGAAUUUCAAGUAAAUGAAAUCACAUAGUAUGUCAUAUUUUCUGUCUAGAGUCUUUUAUCAACAUGACUGUGGGAUUCAUCCUAUUUUUAUUUUUGGGAGGGAAUUUGUCCUUCUAAAAAUAUUUUUUUCUUUUUCAUUGCUGUAUGUUCCAUUGUAUAAAUUUACUAUAAUUUAUUUGCUGUCCUUUUCAUAGGCAUUUAGUUUUGUUUGGGACAGUUAUAAAUAAAGCUAUGUGCUUUUUUGUUUUCUUAUAUUCUGUUUAUUAAAAUGACUCUUGAAAUGGAUUUGGAAAAUAAAUAAAACCAGAUAAAACUUUUGAAAGAAAAAAAUAAAUGCAAUGACUUUUGGGUUUUGUUUUUGGUUUUUGAGGCAGAUUCCACUGUGUAGUUCAGACUAGCCUUGAACUCACUUACUAGCCCAGGCUAGCCUUAAACUUACAGCAGUCCUGCCUCAGCCUCAUGAAUGAUGGGAUUACAGGUAUAUACCACCAUCUCUGACCUAAAAUAACUUUUGGUGAAUGAAGCUAUGAGUUGGAGGCCAACCUGGGCUGCAAAGUGAAUUCAAGGCCAGUCUAAACUACAUAGUGAAAACCUAUCUCAAAAAAAAAGGAGUAUGUUUUGCACUUAGUAAAUGCUUAGUAAAAAUUAACUAAUAUUAUUGCUUAGACUUCUUGGAGCAAUUUUAUCAGUAUUUUAUGAACCCUGAUGAAGAGUCUGUAACAGAGUAAAAUCUCUUAUUGGCAUUUUAAAACUCAACUAGAUUUAUUACUGACAUUUGAAAGAUCAUGUGUGCAAUUCAUGACCUAAUUUUGUGUCAAAGUGGAAAACUGCAAGGCAUUGAAACACUAAUUGUAGAGAACUUGCUAGUAUUCUGCAAAGGACAAUUUAUAUGUUCUCGAUGUAUUUUUAUAUUGAGACCUUAAAAAUUUUAUGAAAUACAUGUUUCUUAGAGUAAUGAAGGACUUCAAACUGUGGAGCUGAAAAUAUACCUACCUCCUAGACAAUUUGUAUUCAAAAUAAGUAAUUUGAUUCAUUAUUAUGGUCAGAAAAUAAUACAUUUAGAACAGCCUGCUUAUUUUACACGGGGAUUCACUGGGAUAAAUCAGACAGGUGUGCUUUCAUGAAGUUUAUAGUCUAGUGAGAAUUGAAGAUGAGAUAUAUAACAAUAAAGUGAUAAAGUUUUGAUGGUGGAAAUUGAGAUAUCUAUCAUCAUAACAAGAGAAUUGAAACUCAGAUGAGGGGAUCAAACUGUGCAGUAUUUAUUUGAAGGCAGUUCCUAGCUAAUUUAAACAGUAUUAUCCAGAGAAAAGGUGGAUACCGAGGAGAAAGGGAAAAGAGCACAGCAAAGAGUUUAGAGCUUCCAGUAGCUGUUAGUCACAUGUGGCUGACUGUGUGAUUCAAUGAUAGAGUAUAUGCUUAGCAUAUUACAGGCCUUUUGUUGAGGCUUUAGCACCAGAAGUGGGAGGGAGAGGAAAACUACAUUUAAGUCAAGGUAUAAAUUAGACUUCAUCAACAUUGGCACUUUUAGCUUAUUAAAAGUUAUAAAAAGGAAAAAAAAUUUACUAACCAUCUUUGUUCUAGAUCUUGAAUCUAGAAUGUUAUAAAGAUUUCUCAAAACUCAACACUAAGAACUGGGGAUUUAGCUCAGCGGCAUAAGCGCCUGCCUUGCAAGUGUGCCGACGUGAGUUCGAUGCCUGGUACUGAUAAAAAAACGAAAAAGACAAAAAAAAAAAAAUGUUGGUGGAAAUGUAAGAUGGAAUAGUCACUCUGAAGUACAGUUUGUCAGAUUCUUUAAAAAGUGAACUUGCACUUUCCACAUUACUCAGAAAUCUCAUUUCUUUGCAUCCAUUACAGAAAAAUAACCAUUUGCAUAAUAACCUAUAUAACAUCAUUCAUAAGAAAUUUAUUUUUGGUACUGGAGAUUGCCAGAACUUUGCAGUGCUAAGCAAGGACUCCACCACUGAGUAGUAUUCCUAUUUCCCUGUUUUAAAAUGUUUAAAUUUUGACACAAAGUUUUGUUAAAGUUGCUCAAGUAGGUCUCAUGCUUAGCAUCCUGUUUCCUCAGCCUUCUGAGUAGCUGGAUUAUAGGCAUGCAUCACCACACCUGGCUGCAAUUUUAUUUUUAAAGGUCAAAAUUAGAAACAGCCUGACAGGCAUCAUAGUGCGUGCAUGUAAUUCCAGCACUUAGGAGGCUAAGGCAGAGGGAUCACAGUGAGUUCAAGGCCAGCCUGGGCUACAUAAGUGAGUUCAAGGCCAUCCUGCACUACAAGCGAGACCCUGUCUCAAAAAAAUAGAAAAAAAACAACCCAAAUGAAUGAAUCAACAAUUGGUACAUCCAUACACUACACUAGCAUACAAAAAUUAAAGGAACAAACUAUAUGUGCAACGAUUAUAUACUGUCUGAUUCUAUUUAUAUAAUUUAAUAUGACAAAAACCACAGAAAUAGAGAAUAGCCAGGUAUCAGAGACAGGUUGAGGGGUGUAAAGGAAUAGCACAGGCCAGUUUAUUUGUGGUGAUGGAAUGGUUUUUAUAUCUUUUGUUUUUUGAGACAAGGUCUCACUGUGUAGUUCAGACUAGCCUUGAACUUACACUGUGUAACCCAGACUUCUCAGACUUACUAUAUAGUGCAUGCUGGUGUCAAACUCAGCCUCUUGAAUGCUGGGAUUACAGAUGUGUAUCACUAUACCUGGCUAGUGCUAUAUCUUGAUUGUGGUAGUGACCUAAAUUUUUAUAUGAAAUGAAGUUUAAUAAAACCGAAGACACAAAUGAAUAUAUAUAUAAAUUGUAAACACUAAGAUCUAUUGUAUUGUUAAUACUAUCUUGUCAAUUUCCUAGUGUUGAUAUUUUUACUACAGCUCAGUACUCUAGGUACAUAUUGUAUUAUACUUUGGGGAAGCUAGGCGCAAGAUACAUGAGACAAUAGUACAUACACUAUUUUUGGAACUUCCUUUAAGUAUAAAUAUUUAAGAAUUACAGCUGGGGCUUAUAUCUCAGCAGCACAGUACCUACCUGUUGGGCUCAAGAUUGUAAGUUCGAUUCCUAGUACAAAAAAAAUUACACAAACCUUGUAUUAAACAAAGGUAAGAAAAAAUAAACAAAGGGAAGAUUUAUUGAGGGUUUUUUGGGGGGUAGGGGGAAGGGGGAUCAAAUCCAGGAACAUGUAUGCUAGGCAAGUGCUCUGCUCCUGAGUUUCAUCUCCACCCAAGACAUAAAUAUUUUGAGUCUUACCCUGAAAAUAACUGAAGUUUGAAAAAUGAGGUUUGUGAUUUUUUGUUUUAUUUUUAGACUUUGUAUUUUAUAUGCCAAGAUCCAUUUCCUAGGUUUUCAUUUUAGUUGUUGUUUUAUAGUAUUGGGGAUUAAACCCAGGAUCUCUAUCUACACUGAACUACGUCCCCAGCCCCUUUUUUUUGUUUUGAGACAGGGUCUUGCUUGGUUGUCCAUGCUGGGCUCAAACUGUUGAUACUCCUGUCUCAGCCUCCCAGAGUGCAUUCUUCUGAUUUUUGUGGGGGGUUUUGUUUUAUUUUGAAACAGUGUUUCACUAUGCAAUUCAGACCAGCUUUGAAUUUAUUUUGUAGCCCAGGCUGGCCUCAAACUCACAGUGAUCCUCCUGCCUCAGCCUCACAAGUCUGGGAUUACAGGCGUGCACCACCACACCCAGCCUCAUAUUUUUAUAUGAUAUUAUAGGUGCACUUUCAAACAAUUUAUGUAAGUUUAAUUUUGUAUUUUUUGUAUCUCUACAGUGUUUUGUCAUCUUUCUAGUAUAUUCAGAUCCCUACAUUCCCUCCCCAAUUAAUUUAGCAGAACUGAUUAAAUGAUUUUUUGGGGGAGAUACUAGGAAUUGAACUCAGGUUCUUACACUUAACAGGCAGGUGCUUAUGCUGCUGAGCUAUAUCCCUGGCAAGAACUGAUGAUAGUAUUGCUGUUUAUUGAAGUUGCCAUAUUGUCCCUUAUAAUGACCUUCAAGCUUUAACCCUCCAGCUUUAAAUUAACUUGUGCUAUGAAAAUAAUACAGAAACAUAGUAAGUAGACUUGCUUACUUCUACAAACAAAGGGUACUCUGAAAAGAAGUAUACUAGUACUAGGUGGAAGUUUCUAGAGAAUAGUUUUAAUACUAGGAUUAAUUUGUUUAUUACCUAGAUAACAUAAAUGCUUUUCUAGAAAUGGAAUGGGAUAAUAGUCUAAUUGAUUUGAUCUGUCUUUAAUUGAGAUACUGAAGAGUAACCCUAUUUUUCUUAUGCUCUACUUGGAGUGGUGGAUGUUUGUUAAAAUGUUAUGAAAUAUAUAUUCCCACUGAAAUCUUAUAUGUAUGGUUACUUUCCUUCAACAGUAGUUUAUCUAUAUGUAUAUGGACAGGUAGCUUAUUUUUUUGCCAAGGUGAUAUAAAUAUAAGGCAUUUAAUAUGACUAGGAUGCUUUAGUAUAUAGUACUUACCAGUGUGUUAUGUAAUAUUUGGAUAAGAGAGGCAGCAGUAACGUUUUUAAGUAGCAUUUUCUUUCUUUCUUCUUCUUCUUCUUCUUCUUCUUCUUCUUCUUCUUCUUCUUCUUCUUCUUCUUCUUCUUCUUCUUCUUCUUCUUCUUCUUCUUCUUCUUCUUCUUCUUCUUCUUCUUCUUCUUCUUCUUCUUCUUCUCUCUCUCUCUCUCUCUCUCUCUUUUUUUUGGUACCAGGGAUCAAACUCAACCGGCGCUUGUAAGACAGGCGCUUAUGCCACUGAGGUAAAUCCCCGGCUUAAUUAGUAUUUUCUGUUGUAUAUUUAACUGCGUCUUUGGUCAGCUACUUUAGUGUUUAUAAGUAUUUAAAUAAUGAUUGAGUUAUUUUGUCCCACUUAAUUGUACUCUUUGAUUCCAAAAAAUUCAUUCAACAAGAGAUGGAUGUCUAUAAUGUGCUAGACCUGGUAGUAGGCUCUGGGGAUAAGAAUACUGUCCUCUUCACAGUGUUUAGAAGCAAGUGGUAAAGUUUUUGCUGUUUCUUCUACCAUUAGAUGAACAGUUGACUUCAUACAGUAAUUUGAACAUCAGCUGGGAGUGUUGGCACACACCUGUAAUCUCAGCACUCAAGAGACUGAGGCAAGAGGAUUGCUGCAAAUUCAAAACCAGCAUGGGGUACAUAGUGAGAUCAAGGCCAGGCUGAACUGCAUAAUCAAACCUUGUCUCCAAAAAUCAAAAUAGUAAUAGUAAUUUGAACAUGUAAGAGCAAAGUUAUUGUAGAAAAGAAUGACUAAUCACUUACUAGCCUUGUAUUUGGGGAAGUUACUAGUCAUUCUGAACUCUUAAUUCUUCAUGUCGAAUUGUUUCCAUCACAUGAAUCCUACCAUUACAGAAUUAUCGUCAGGUGCGGUGGCUCAUGCCUGCAGUCACAGUGCUUGGAAGACUGAGGCAAGAGGAUCACUGUGAGUUCAAGGCCAGCCUGAAUUACAUACCAAAAUUUUGUCUCAAAACAAAGAAGAAAAAAGUUUUAAAAAAAAAAAAAAGCAAAUAUUUUGUAAUAUCGCUUUAUUAACCUGAAAUAAAAAUUCAAAGGUAAUAUAAUUGAGAAGUAUGUUUCACAAUGAAAAGUCUUCCUAGUGACUGUGAGGGGCACAGUGAAAUCAUCAAUUACACCUGAAUAGAAUUCGAGGUUAGCCUAUACAAAGGCAGAUAUUGAUCAGCAACCUACAUUCUGUGAAUGCCAUUUUUGGCAGUGACAUGAUUUUCUGAAAUGGUGAGCUCUUUAUAAGGUAGUGGUAUUCAUGAAAAAUUCAUUUGUGUUCCAUAGAACCAAAAAUUUUGCAUUUAUAUGUACGAAGGACUUUUUUCUAAAUUCAUAAAGUUAGCUUUAUAUAUGAAUAUCUGAUAGGAUGUUCUGGAAUUCUAUGUAACAUUGGCUUAGUCCUUCACUUUAAAGAACAUUGUUUGUUCUUUAAAGAACUGAAGAGGAAUUUGAUACUUUGGCCUUUGUUCAUUAAGUGUUUAUAACGUACUUUACUCAUCAUAUUGGUAACAAAAAUGCAGAAUACUCCCCACAGUCUUCUGUGCAGAAUGUUAUACUGCCCAGUUAAGAAAUAAUGGUCUAACCGGGUAUGUUAGCCCGCGUUUGUAAUCCUAGUACUUGGGAGGGUGAGGUAGGAGGAUCUCUGUGAAUUCAAGGCCAGCCUAGGAUACACAGUAAGUUUAAGGGAAGCCUGAACUACAUAGAGAAACCCUGUCUCAAAAACCAGAAAAACAAAAGAAAAAGAAAAAACAAUAACGUUCCAGACUAGAGCUAUCAAACUGUGGCUUUCUAGGCCAAAACUGAACCUCCAUGUGUUUUAUAUAACUUGUUGCUAGUAAUCAUUUUUACAUUUUACAUGACUGGGGAAAUCAAAUAUUCAUAAGAUUUUUUUAGGGACACAGCCAUACUUAUUUCAUUUAUGUAUUGACUUCUGUGUUACUGUAACAGCAUUAAGACAGAGAACAUAUGUGACCUUCCCGUUGCUCAGGACAGAGCAGGUCACAAACAGUGAUAUCAUUAAAACUCAAUAAUGUUUCAAGUUCCACUAGCAUUGCUGUACUAGGACUUUUAAAAAAUAAUCAGUGCCGGGGCUGGGGAUUUAGCUCAGUGGCAUAAGCACCUGCCUUGCAAGCAAGCAGUCGUGAGUUCGAUCCCUGGUACCGAUAAAAAGGUUAAAAAAUAAUAAUAAUAAUCAGUGCAAACUCAUUUCAAAUAGGAAGAAGAGUAGAUACCAUUUUUUUUCAAGGCACAGUGUACUAUGUACUAUCCUGUUAUCAAGUUAGACAGCAAAACAUUGUGUUUAUUGUGUAGUAAAAGUGUGACUAGUCUAAAAUAUCUAUUACCUUGACUACAGUACAUUGUUGUUUGUUUGGGAUUUGUUUUGUCUUUUUGAGAUAAGGUCUCACCAUGCAAUUCAGACUGGCUUUGAGCUUUGUAGCCAAGGUUGUUUUAGAACUCACAAGGAUCUUCCUGUCUCCACCUCCUGAGUGCUGGGAUUAGCAGGGUGGGACUGCAACAUGAAUACACUGACAGUAUUGCUGUAUCUCUCCCUAAACCUGUUCUACAUCAGUAACUUCACUUUGUUUGCUUGUGAUGCCAUCAUUCUCCUGGAUACUGAAGCUCAGAACUUUUGUCUUGUUUUUGCUAUUAUUUUUUAUGUAGUCACUUAUAGAAAUAUCUUUAGAAUCUCAGACCAGUUUUAUUGUAUUCAUCUCCUUUUGUUCCUUUCUUUUCUUCCCUUCUCUUUUUCUUUCUUUAUUUUUUAGAUUUUUUGAGACAGAGUCUUCUCUGAAGUUCAGGCUGGCCUCAAACUCAUAGAAAUCCUGCCUCAGCCUUAUGUUCCUCAAUUAUUAGUUCUACUGCCACCCUAUUUUAACCUUUUAGUACUAUGAUUUUUGUGUUUCCUGUCUCUUGGUGAAUUUGUGACUUCGUCAUUUUUCUACUUUAUAAAGCUUUAAUUUUUAUCAUUUACUUGCCUGUAUUCUGUAUUAUUAAGAAUAGAUUUUUGGGGGGCUGGGGAUUUAGCUCAGCGGCAUAAGCGCCUGCCUUGCAAGCAGGCAGUCGUGAGUUCGAUCCCUGGUACCGAUUUAAAAAAAAAAAAAAAAAAAGAAUAGAUUUUUGCCUUUCAAGACUUCUUUAAUCCCUUAAAAUUUGACAUAUUCCAGGAUUGAUGGUACGUGCCUAUAAUUUUAGCCUCUUAGAAUGAUGGGAUUUUGGGAUUGCAGACAUAACCAUCAUCUCUGGCCCACUUGGUUAUUUUUUAUUUUGAAGGUAGUAAAAUACAGCAGAACAAGACAGAACAAAGCCAACUGAGACAAUGCAGUGAAAUGGUACAGAACUUCAUAGCAGGAUACCGGGAUAACAGUAAUAGGUACCACAGUAUAUCUCAUUAUCUUCACAAUAGUUGCCCAUUCAAUCAGGUACAGCAAAAUCAAACCAAAAACAGAACGUUAUAAAACCUACCAAAACAGAAAACUGAAUAGAGCAAAACAAUUAGAACAAAGCAAAACAGUAUUUGCCUUCAAAGAGAAUAUGGAAGGAAAUCCCCCAUAUUUGCUGUAUUGCAUACAGUCAACCUCCCAAAAGAUGCUCAAAUCUCUGGCCCCCCAGUUGCUAAGGGGAGGGGAAUGUGUGAUUCUCAGCCUGUGAGCCAGUAGGCUCAUGAGAGAUGCUAACUGGUUCUUGUCCUGGCUCGCCCACAGCUCACUCCAGCCUCAGCCACUUAAUAGGAAGCUGAACUUGGUGUUCUUGCUCAGCUCCAUAAGUUCUAACAUGGCUGGAUCUCAGAGAGAUGCUGACUGGUUCUCUUGGCUCAUGUCACAGCUGCUUACAAGGAAGGAGGGCAUGUUGCUUUCUUGCUCAGCACCCUCCCACUUUGUUAUUUUAAUGUGUCUCCUAGAUACAUUCUUAUAUAAUACUGACUUCUGCAGUAACAUUUCAAUAAGACAAUUUGUGUAAUAAUGGAAAAGGAAUUGAGUAAUGAGCAAAACUGGUUUUUUGGGGUUUUUUUUGUUUUUUGCCUUAUUGGGAACGUAUACUGAAGAGUAUAGAAAAUAAAUAAUUACAGUGUGAUAGUGGUCAAUUAUAUGAAACAUAAUGUGCCGAGAUAAGAGAAUAAAGAUGUGAAUUUUUGGUAGUCUUUUUUGAGGGCAUUGCUCUUUGAAUAUGGAGCACAAUGAAGUGAAUAUGUAAGAUAUUAUGAAGAUCAGAAAGAAGAACAUUCCAGAAGGAGAAAAUUCUAAGUUUGAAGACUCUGAGGUUAGAAAUGAGCUCAGAUGGUUUAUGCAGUAAAGCCAUCAGUGGCUAAGGUAGACUGUGGAAGAGAGAGAUAAGGUCAGCAAAUUAGCCAGGGCCCCAAAUCAUGUAGGCCUUGUAAACCACCAUGGAGAAUUUAAAUUAGUUCUGAAUGUGGAGACUCCUGAGCAGGGGGUAAAAGGGUUAGGGUGAGUAUAAAAUUGCCCCGGUUUGCUCCUGCUUGUGGACAGAGAAUGAUGUGCAUGAGAACAAACAUGAAAAUGGGAACUAGUUUUAAGGCUAUUGCAGACUUUACUCGCUUCUUAAUUAAUGUUACAGGAGUGAAAAUAAUAGUAAACCCAGGCCUGGUGGUACUGCUGGAGUCAGGCAGUAUUGCCAUGGAUGCCAUCCUGGGCUACAUAGUGAGUUCAAGGCAGCUUGCACUACACAGUGAGAACCUGUCUCAAAAAAUCUGAAAGCAAAACCUGUGCUUUCUCAUUUGCCCAUGAAGUGGGCAAGUCAGUCAAGUUGGGGUGGCAUGUCUACCCAGACUGCAUCCACCAUGUUGAAGGUUUCCUUUAAGAUCAUGCUGAUUUUGGACCUGCAGCUGCUUUAUAAAGUACUCAGUGUUCCUGAAAUUACACUUUUUCACAGCAGUCUUACAGUUUGCAGCAGAAGUGACAUAGGAAUAAAUCUUGCACAGACUGCCGGAAAGCAUGGUUGAGAAUUGCAAAUUAUCACUAGAGAUCAUGUUGGAAGUUGCUAAUAUUUGUUACUAGAACAUACAGUUAAUUUUGGUUAUAAAGUACAAGAAGGCAUUUAAUAUACAAUGAAAACACCAAAUUCAAUGAAACAGUGAAAAGUGAUUCAUGUCUCCUCUUCUUGUUCAUAUUUUUCAUGCAAAGAGAAAGUGGUAAUGAAUGGACAGUACUACCACCACAGAAAGUCAUAUAUGGUGGUUGACUGCUACUUCACAAGUAAGGAGUUCACUUGUGGCAAAUAGAUUAUGCAACUAUUUUUUACCUGGGAGAUAAUUCUGAUACUUUUUUCUGAGUACAUUUGAGAAAUUAAAAUUUCCUAUGUGUUACAUAAUUGAGUUAAAAAACAAAAGGAUUGCCAGGUGUAUGUAUGCCUGUAAUUUCCAGUACUUGCGAGACUGAGACAGGAGGAUCACUGUGAGUCUGAAGCCAUUGUGGGCUACAAAGUGAAUUCAAGGCCAGUCUGAACUACAUAGUGAAAAACUGUCUAAAAAGCAAAAAAAAAAAAAAAAGAAAGAAAGAUUGAUUGUGGAUCAUAGAUGAUAGUUUGCUUAAUAGCAUUUUAGAGACUCAUAUAGUUUGAUUCUUAAAUAUACAUUUUAUAAUACAUGUGCUAGACUUAUCAAUUAAUACUUAAUUCUCUUUAUCAUUUUUUUUUUCAGUACCAGGAAUUGAAUUCAGGACCUUGUGCUUGCCAUGCAGGCUCUUGUGCCACUGAGCUAUAUCCUUGGCCCCUCUUUAUCAUUUAUAAUUGAAGUUUUCAAACAGUAUGACAUACAAAUUUUAAUUCAGUAUCAAAGAACCAGAAAUUUAAUUUCUUGAUCUAACCAUUAUGUGCACAAACUAAUGUCACGUAUCAAAUUGCUUUAACAGGGCUAGGGAUUUAGCUCAGUGGCCUAAGCGCCUGCCUGCAAGUGUGUGGUCGUGAGUUUGAUCCCCAGUGCCAAAAAAAAACCAAAUGCUUUUUAACAGUGUUCAUGUAGAAUUUGUCAUGGUGGGAGUUAGUCAGUACAGUAGAAGCUUCCUUUACUGAGAUACGCAUUUUUUUAGAGCUAUGCAUCUCUUUAUCAGUUUCUUAAUGCAACAUUUUUAUGACAAAACCCUAAGAAGUGACUUUUUGAAGAUUUUCUGACUAGCAUUCUGAAAGAAUAUUGUUACAGUGAAGAUCUGAAAUUCACCACAAAGCUUACAAAAAUAUCGAUCAGAAAUGCUGAUGAAUAAUAUUUAUUGAAGACCUGAUUAUUGAGGAAGUGCUAACAUGAGUCACCCAAGUGCAUGACAAAUCAGGAAAGGGAAGAUAGGAAAGCUUAGAUAGCCAGGCUUUGACAAAAAGGAAUGAGUGACAAAAACAACAGUGAAAAGUAACAGAAAACUCACAAAAUGUCACAGAAUGCCAACAGAUUGCACAGAACCAUAAAGGGGAUAGCAAAAUGAUAUCUGUAACAAAAGAUUUUAUUUGUGUUUAUAGAGGGAAUCAAUAUCUGUGCACAGUUUGAAAGGUGACUUGAAGGCCUGUAGUGAUUCAGAAUCAGUGUGUGACCUACUCUAUUAUAAAUGGUUAACUUCAGAGCGUGAGUUUUGGGUAAUUCUUUUUAGAGCUGGAUAUGUAGACAUUCAAUAAAUAAUUCCGAGUUUAUUCAUGAAAAACAAGCAAACAAAAACAGCCAGGCAUGGUGGCACAUGCCUAUAAUCCCAGCAUUAGGGAAGUUGAGGCUGGAGGAUUGCUAUGAGUUUAAAGCCAGCCCAGGCCACUUAGUGAAUUUAUUUGUGUUGUUUUGUCUUGUUUUUCUUUUUGAGACAGGAUCUCACUAUGCAGUUCAGGAUAGCCUUGAGCUCACUUUGUAGCCCAGGCUCGUCUGGAACCCACAGUGAUCCUCCCACCUCAGCCUUCCAAGUGCUGAGAUUACCACCCUGCCCAGCCACAUAGUGAAUUUAAGAUCAGCCUGAAAUGCACAGCAAAAAUGCACACCCUGUCUCAAAAAAUCAAAAUCAGCUGUGUGUGCUCAUACAUACGUGUAGUUCUAGCAUUUAGGAGGCUGAGGCAGAAGGAUCACUGUCAAAUUCAAGACAAGCCUGGGCUACAUAGUGAGUUCAGUACCAGCCUGUACUACAUAGUGAGACUCUGUAUCAAAACAAACAAAAACAGCAGAGUAAGUCUUUCUCACAGAGGAAUUUGGAGCCAAAGUAGUAUUGAGGAUCUCUGAGAGAGCUCACCCUGAAGCUUGUUAAAUUCUACCAAAUACAAAGAAAUUACAUUCCAAGUAAGAGAAAGCAUGGUGAGACCCCUCACUUCAUAAUUUUAUCAUUUAAAAGCUAGAAACAGCCUGAGGCACUCUAGGUUAUCACUUAUAGAAGGCUAGUAUCAGAAGAGUUAAGAGAAAUCUUUUCCAGAGCAUUGUUGGAAGACCCAAGGUUGGAUAAGAGUGAUGAAAGAGAUAUCUGAGGCACAGAAAUCAAAGAACUUAUGGAAGACCAAAGAGAACUCCUUAUAGACCCCAAAAUCAAAAGGCCAGGUGGUAGAUCAGAGAGAGGCUUUCUGACAGUUUUAAGGAUGAAGACCAGCUGUGAAGCAUAGGCAACUUUCUGGUUUCUGACCGAUGCUCACCGAAUUCCAUACCCUGCUAUGGAGAAAGACAUAUUGUACCCUCAAGGCCUUUGAAACCAAUGCACUACUGAGUCAGACUGGAACUUCAGAAAAGUUCAAACAUCUCGUAAGAACUAUGACUUGACAAGAGAAAUAGCAUGUGCCUUUUUUUUUUUUUUUUUUUAAGACAGGGUCUUGCUGUAUAGUUGAGGAGGUUUUUCAACUCACUGUAUAGCCCAAGUUGGCCUCAAACUCCUGGCAAUCUUCCUACCUCAGCCUCCCAAGUGCUGGGAUUAUAGGCUUGUGCCACUACACUCAGCAGCAUAUGCCAUUCUAGAAGUAAAUGUUUUCUGCUUCAGUCUUCAGUGUUUUGCUUUAAAUGUAAGAUACCUAGAAUACAAUAAAUAAAUGAAAACACACAUAUGAGAGAACAAUGUUAGCAGAUCUAUUAGAUGCUGAUGAUGUCAGAUUGGUUCAGUAAGAUAAGAAUGCUGAAUUAUCUCCUAGAAAUUGAAUAGUACAUAUGGAAUGGAAAUUUUCUUAGGAUCCUGAGUUAAAAAAAAAAAAAGUCCAAAGGAUAAUGAGGACAGAGAUACAAGAAAGAAAACCACAAACCAUAAUCCUUUAUAAACAAACAUGUAAAAAUCUUCAACACAAUACUAGAAAACUAAAUGUAACAACAUCACAUUAUAAAAAUUGUGCUUUUAUAUUACAGUGUGAUAUUUAUCCCAGGGAUGUAAGGGUAGUUUGGCAAAUUCGUUGAUACAAUAUACUAGUAAGAGAAGAAAGGAAAAAUACCAUGCCAUGCAGUCAUCUCAAAGAGCAUUUGGACAGGGAGAGUACAUCUCCCAACAACAAAAACAGUGUAGUAUAGGCAUAAAGAGACCAGUGGCAUGAAAUAGCCUAGAAAUAAUCCCUCACAUGUACUGUAAAUGGUCAGAUGGUUUUUCCCCACUUAACAGAAGAAGGACAGUUUUCUCCACAAACCAGUCUUGAGAAACUGCAUAUCUACAUGCAAAAGGAUGAAAUUGAACCCUUAGUGUACACUACUUACUCUGUAGGUUUGGUCUAAAUGAUUAAUGUUGCUCAAGGUACAGAAUCAGCAUUUAUUUGCAUUGUUCACAGCAAGUCAGACGGCCUUGCAAAAUUGUUGAUUUAAAUACUUAUCCAACACCCUCACCCAAGUUUGUUCAUAAUAUAUUCCAUUGUUUUUUAACUCUUCAGGUACUUAAGUUUAGAGGACUAUUUGCUGAUCUUUGUUGUCAUUUUCUUGUUUGUUUGUUUUUUUUUUUGAGACAGGAUCUCACCGUAUAAUUCAGGCUGGCCUUGAACUUAACUGUAUAGUCCAGGCUGGCCUCAAAUUCAGACCCAUCAUCAUGCCUCAACCUCCAAAAUGCUAGAAUUAAAGGCGUAUGUUGUCAUACUUAGCGAUGUUGUCACUUUUGAAGUAACAUUUUGUAUAUCAAUAAUAUAUGAUACAGAUAAAAUAGUCUAUAAGUUUCUGAAAUUCAUGGAUAAUGAAUUGGGUGUUUUUUUUUUUCUUGUUUUUUUUUUUUUUUUUUUUU
Cavia porcellus (domestic guinea pig) is the source of this 21900-nucleotide messenger RNA. Its product is annotated as ubiquitin-fold modifier 1-like. The record is from RefSeq and is a predicted model, not a curated record. Gene Ontology annotation, cellular component: cytoplasm; nucleus. NCBI's taxonomy places the organism in Eukaryota, Metazoa, Chordata, Mammalia, Rodentia, Caviidae. Gene Ontology annotation, biological process: protein K69-linked ufmylation.